Molecule: messenger RNA, 1428 nt
Organism: Aspergillus puulaauensis
Lineage: Eukaryota; Fungi; Ascomycota; Eurotiomycetes; Eurotiales; Aspergillaceae
Product: mitochondrial 37S ribosomal protein mS47
Exons: 3
Coding region: 1-1428 (475 amino acids)
Biological process (GO): L-valine catabolic process
Cellular component (GO): mitochondrion
Molecular function (GO): 3-hydroxyisobutyryl-CoA hydrolase activity
Source: RefSeq, a predicted model, not a curated record
AUGCCCCUUCGCGCCAAGGUGACCAACCCAGCUUUCACGGCGACGUCCAAGAUGUCGACCGACUCAAGUGCAAAGACCCCUACACAGCCCGCGGAAGAGGACGAUGUCCUUUUCAAUUCUCUAUACGGAGUGCGACUGGUGGAGCUCAACAGGCCAAAGAAGCUCAACUCGUUGAACGGCUCGAUGGUUAACAAGAUUCUUCCUCGGCUCAAGGAAUGGGAAAAAUCUCAACUCGCCAAUAUCGUGAUGCUCUCGGGAGCUGGCUCAAAGGCCCUAUGUGCCGGCGGCGACGUUGCUGCUCUUGCGCUACAAAACGAGUCAGGCCCCAAAGGACAACAGGCGUCCGCCGACUUCUUCCAGCUCGAAUACAAGCUCGACCACGUCGUCGCAAACUACUCAAAACCUUUUAUCUCUGUUAUGGACGGCAUCACAAUGGGCGGAGGAGUCGGACUUAGUGUUCAUGCGCCGUUCCGUAUCGCUACCGAGCGCACCCUUUUCGCCAUGCCCGAAACGACCAUUGGUUUCUUCCCUGACGUGGGCGGCUCAUUUUUCCUCCCUCGCCUUGAUGGUGAGGUUGGCACAUACUUGGCAUUGACAUCGGCGCGUCUGAGCGGUGUUCAGGCGCUGUACGCCGGCGUUGCCACACACUACCUCCACUCCAGUGUUUUGGGCAACCUGACGACUCGCCUAUCAGAGCUAACCUUCAACGACCACGAUACUCACAAUGAGCGUUUGCGCCUCGUCAACAGCACAAUGGCCGAAUUCUCGACCGGUCUUCCUUCCAUUCAGGAGGAGCCAAUUCAGCUGGCUGGCGAUGUGCGCCGCGCCAUUGACCGAUGCUUUGGCCAUGACACAGUGGAAGAAAUCAUGCUGGCACUGGAACAGGAGACAGAGUGCAAGAAGUGGGCUAAGGAGACGCUAGAGACCAUCUCAUCUCGGUCGCCUACAUCACUCAAGGUGACUCUGCGCCAGAUGCGUCUAGGCAAGGAGUGGUCCAUCUCUGAGACGUUCCAGCGUGAGGCUCACGUUUCUGCUCAGUUCAUGCGCCACCCCGACUUCGUCGAGGGCGUCAAGGCGCGUCUGAUGUCGAAGCCUCCUCGUCAAGCUGCUUGGAAACCUGCAACUCUGGCCGAGGUCAACCAGGAUCAAGUCGACGCCUUCUUCAACAUUCCGGAGGGCGAGCAGCGUAUGGAGCUCCUGAGCAAUGGUGACUACAAAUCCUACCCACACUUGAUCUACGGACUGCCUACGGAGAAUGCGAUCAAGCAACACGUGCAGGACAACCCGAGCACAAGGGGUAAUAUCAUCGAGCACUUUGUGAAGACCUGGAAAAACAAGGAGGGCGUCAAGGAGAAGGUUGGCGAGGUUCUGUCGCGACAGACCGUUAAGACUGACCAGGGCCUGCGGUGGAGAGACGACAGUGCGUAA